Carassius gibelio (silver crucian carp) is the source of this 3892-nucleotide messenger RNA. RefSeq names its product ADP-dependent glucokinase 2 (gene adpgk2). Gene Ontology annotation, cellular component: endoplasmic reticulum. The record is from RefSeq and is a predicted model, not a curated record. Gene Ontology annotation, biological process: glucose metabolic process. Gene Ontology annotation, molecular function: ADP-specific glucokinase activity. The coding region runs from base 100 to 1548 and encodes 482 amino acids. Lineage: Eukaryota; Metazoa; Chordata; Actinopteri; Cypriniformes; Cyprinidae. The transcript is spliced from 6 exons.
CUCGUAAUAUUUCUAGAGCCGAAAAACACAUCCGCCACCUGAUUCAUCAGAACUACUCGCUCAGGAAGAAAGAGGGGCAGGACUGUUUAUACAUCUGCAAUGGCCAUUGAGCUGCGCUCUGGUGUCAAAUAUGGCUCGUUUUUGUCACUUGCAGUGGUGUUGGUGGCGUAUUGGUUCCGCUCGCCGGACAGCUCGGUUCUGAACGAGAGGCUGGACGCGGUUCUGUCGUCACUGUUGCGCGCAGAGCGGAAAAUAGGAAUGGACAGCGUUUCCAGACCGCGAGUGGCUAUAGGUUUUGGUGGCUGUGUGGAUAUCAUAGUCGAUGGAGUGACUCUGCUGAACAAAAUGGGUUUGAAGCCGACAGACCAGCCCCUCCACCAUGACUACAUCGAGAACACGGAGCAGCUUGCACAGAGUUUCGCUUACUUUUUCUCCCCCGGAGCUGCUUCAGAGAGGUUUGUGAUAAAUGACACGCUCUUCAGUGAGUUGGUAGAGGCUUCUCGAGAGUUACCAGGAAACAGGUGGUCGAUCGGAGGAAAUGCACCUGUCAUGGCCAGCAGGAUGGCUCUGGAAGGAUGUGAUGUGCUUUUAGGCGGCAGUUUCAGCACAGAUUUCACUGAUAUCCUCUCACAGCAUAUCACAGUGGCUGGAAACACAGUGGAUGAACCAGACAUCCACCUGAUCCUGGAGUAUCCCACAGGUGCCACAUGGGGGACGUACACCUCCCGAAGAGCCAACAGGUAUAUUGUUCAUAGUGAUGAUCAUAAUCCAUAUCUGGACUCCAUGGAGCAAUUUCAGGAGAAGCUGAACAACUUCAAACCAGAUCUGCUCGUUGUAGGAGGGCUACAGAUGAUGGACAACUUCCCUUUCAAACGGGGAGAGCGUGAGGCUCUGCUGGGAAAGCUUGCGAAGAUGUUGUCCUCCGCGUCCCCGCAGACCGCUAUCCAUUUCGAGAUGGCCAGCUUCGUAGACGAGAGUCUGAUGUCGGAUCUUUUAGACUUUGUUCUUCCUCACACUGACUCGUUGGGCAUGAACGAGCAAGAGCUGCCUAAUCUCCUGAGCCUUUUCCGCGGCAGCAACUUGACAGUGCUUUCUGACCCCAACCCACGCGUAGCUACAGUGCUGGACCAGAUGCGAGAACUCUACCGGCUGGUAAACCAGCGCCACCAGCAGGCCGGCACGGGUCGGCCGCUCACGCGUCUUCACGUCCACACGCUGGCUUUCCAAGCCAUCAUCGUCAAACGUGGCUCCAAGUGGAAGAACACAAUGUCGGCCACAGCCAAAGCAUCUCUUACCGCCAACCGGCACGUCUGCGGCUCGCCAGACAUCGAUCUCAGUAAAGCGCGGCUGAUCAUGGACGAAUCAUUCUCUGUUAGCAGGCAAGAAGGAAGUCCGAGAAUUCCACUUCAGGAAUCCCGACCCGUUUCGUGCUGGGAUGAGGACGGCUAUGAGGUUUGCGUGGCUCCUGUGCUGGUGUGCACUGAGGUAUACCAGACUGCUGGAGGAGGAGACAACAUCUCAGCCGCUGGGCUCGUACUGCAGAUAUGAGACGUCUUUGUUAUUCUUUUCUUUUCUUUUCUUUUAUUGCUUUAUUUUAUUAUUUUGUGUGAACAACAUCGAGAGAGAUCAUGUGCAAUACAAACAUUGGGUCCAGCUAAUAUAAAGUUGGGUGAAUCUCACAAACCGUGUCAACAACAUCCACAUCUUAUUUCACCCUUAAAUCAACAGAAACCAAUUUAGUUUUUAUGAUUUUUUUAUUGUUAUGUUAAAUAUGUAAAAUAUUAUUUUCUGAACAGUUAAGCAAAUUUUUUUUUUUAUCUAAUUCUCAUUUUUAUACGUUGUCUUUGUGCUGAUUUUUAAACUACAUUAUUUUUUGAUUGUAAAAUAGUAAAAAAAUACUUUAUUAUAGUAAUGAGAAUAUAUAUAGAACAUACAUGAAAAUGUGCUUAAUUUUCAUGAAUAAUCAUUUGUUUUUGUUUUUCCUUUAUGCAAAAUAUAUUUUCUUAUUUUUCCCUUUUGAUUUUUGUGUGAAAUAUGAUCUGGACACUUGAUUAUGAGAUUCACUGAGCUAUCCCAUCUAUAGGUCAUAUGUUUUCAGUUUGUUUUUCUUUUCGUUUAUUUCUAUCCAGAACCUUUAUGUCUUAAAAUGGCUUCGUAAUCAUUCACUUCACGCACUUUAAUCCAACAGGGGCCAGUAAUCUUAAAAUAAUAUGCAAAAGAAAGUUUGAGCACCCAAAACUAUUAUAUUAUUACUGAAAUCGAUCAAUGCUGAUGCACACAGUAGCCUUCUAUGUUAAUGUCAAGUGGAAAUGCAGACAAAUUUAGCAUGACUGAAGCAUUAUGGGGUCCAUAUUUUACCUAACAUUGCUUUCUCCUCAUUGGUCGAAUGUUAUUGCUUCCUUGUUUUAUGCUCUGCCUACUCAAGUCACGUCUUUAUUCUCAUAGCAUCAUCAUAAUCCACUUUAACAAGUGAUUGAGCAGUUACACAGUAUCCCAAACAUGGGAUUCCAUCUCAUAUUCUCAUGUCUUAUUUAUAUCUUUAGCUUAUUUUACAAUACAACGACUGAAUUCAAACACAUGCCACUUUUAAUUAAGGAAGCAUGGCUUUUUAAUUCUAGGGAAGUGAAAUGUUUUAAGAAUAGUAAUUUUAGCUUGUGUGGGUGAAUCUCAUGAAAGCAUCAAGAACAUGUUCCAGUCAUAUUUCUCCCCAAAGUCAAUAGAAAGAAAUAUAUUGUAGUAAUCUCAAUAAAAAAUAAUUGGAAUUAUUAAUACAAUUCAGUUUUAUUUAUUUAGUUCAGACAUGUAAAUAACAUCAUAAUGAAAAAAAAGCAGUGAAGGAGAGGUAUUUAUUUUCCAUUAGCAUUAUAAUAAUCCAUUUAUUUUAUUUUGUUAUUUUAUUGUAUUGUUUGUUAAUUUGUUAUAUAUAUAUAUAUAUAUAUAUAUAUAUAUAUAUAUAUAUAUAUAUAUAUAUAUAUAUAUAUAUAAAAAAAUUUAUGUGACCUGUCCAUGCUUUCAUGAGAGUCACCUUAGUACUCUAAUUAUGUUUGAGUUUGAAUGAAGAACUAUUCUUGAAAUGGAUGUUAUAGGAAGCCUAUACCACUUAUUUCUUUAUAUGCAAAAACUAUCUGCAUGAAUGUAUUUUCAGGAGGAGGAUUCGAAGAACUUUGGCAUAUGGUUUGUAAUCAGAGUUGUGAGUGCCUCUUUAAACAGAUUCAGAAACAUCUAAGCAAAUCACAUCUUCCAUUAGUCACUCUGAGUGCAAAUUAUUACCUACCUCCUGUGCCUAAAAAAAUAUACCCAGCUUAACUGAUGUCAUUCAUGAUUAUAUUGUAUACUUGCAUUUAUUUGCGUGAUGGGUACAUUAGAGAUGCACGUGCAUGCUAGUGUAACACGAUAUUGGACAGGAGAUGGAUGUCCCACCCUAUGAGAGAUAUCAGAGUGAGUGCUUUUAGAUGAUCGUCAGCUGAUAUAUGAAAUAUAUCUCAGGGAUUACAGUACUCUGGAUGUCUAAAAUCCACAACACUUGAGUUUGAACCAAUUUAGCUGUGACAGAGAGCAGCCGGUGUGAUUCUGGAUGAGAUCUGAGCCUGAGGUCCGGCUGAUUUGAAGAAUCUUUAGUGUGAAAAAAAUAGCAAUGGAUUCUUUUGUUAUGAAUGUGAUUCAUGUGUUUAAUCACACCGUAAUAAUACAAGAGUGAUUUAGGUGAUUGAUCAUAAGGGUUUAUGAAGCAAUUGUAGCAUUGGAAUUGUUAAUUACAAUAUGGUGGUAAGAGUGUUGAGUGUUGUUAUGAUGUGCCUUUUGUCUUGGCCAUGUGUGGUCUAUCAGCAACAGCUGUUCUGAAGGGAAACAACUCACUCUGUAUGUAAUAAAAUAAUACAUUCCAUUUACGGUA